Messenger RNA from Glycine soja, 812 nucleotides. RefSeq lists its product as uncharacterized. The coding region runs from base 43 to 447 and encodes 134 amino acids. The record is from RefSeq and is a predicted model, not a curated record. Lineage: Eukaryota; Viridiplantae; Streptophyta; Magnoliopsida; Fabales; Fabaceae. The transcript has a single exon.
ACAAGUUAACAUAAAUCAUUAUCUGCCCUUGUAACGAACAUUAUGAUCACGAACGAGAAGAUGCAGAAAAAGUCGUUUCUAUUGAGCCGCCUCAGGGUGGCGGUGAAGAAGAUGAAGCUGCUACUAAGCGCCACCGUACUCAGCCAUGCGUGGCAUGCUGCAACCAUUCUCCGCGGCGUUUCUAUGAGCAAACGACAGAUUAGUUUCAACGACCGACCAGGGUUGAUGAUGUGCACUGCUUCAUCAGAUGAAACUGAUUCGGAGGGUUUGGUUUCUCCAGCGCAUCAUAGCCUUCAGAGGACCAUAAGCUGUCCCUCUGAUGAUGAUAUCGAUAAAAGAGCAGAGAUGUUUAUAAGUAAUUUCAGACGGCAGCUUAACAUGGAGAGGCAAAUCUCGCUGCAGCUACGCUAUUGCAGCCAAAAUAGUUUUGAAUUGGUGUCUCCCUGAUUAAUUGUUGAGGUUUUUUUGUUUAUCUUCAAAUGGAGGACUUUGUGUUUUUUCCAGGGAAGGACCUCCAUUUUGCAGUCUGCGAUGAUCGCCAAGAGAACGUGGACAAAAUUUGUGAAAAGGAUUUUGGAUUGAUUUUGAAGGCUAAGGUUUUUUUUUUUUUUUUCAUUUGUAAAGUUUUGGAUUUUUGGUAUAGUUUUAUUCUUGUGUGAUUUGCAGCGAUUAGAAGGGCCUGGGAGCAUAUGCUGUUUUUGUUAGCUGCUCCUUUGCUCUCAUGUAUUUGUUUCUUUCUCAUUGACCCUAGCUACACCUUACUAUAUAAUAAAAUUUGUCAUUCUUGAAAAGAAUAUUCCUUCAAGGUCGAA